Molecule: messenger RNA, 1209 nt
Organism: Scleropages formosus (Asian bonytongue)
Lineage: Eukaryota; Metazoa; Chordata; Actinopteri; Osteoglossiformes; Osteoglossidae
Product: tropomyosin alpha-1 chain
Exons: 10
Coding region: 131-985 (284 amino acids)
Source: RefSeq, a predicted model, not a curated record
GGGAAAGAGCCCCCAGUCCAGCUCGGCCUUCAGUCCGGCACAGUCGCCCCGAAGCUGCUCUCCGACCCGCACCGGUUCUUCGCCUUCUUUCGGAGCAUUUUGUGCGCGCGCACGAGAAGAAGCCGCAGCCAUGGAUGCCAUCAAGAAGAAGAUGCAGAUGCUCAAGCUCGACAAGGAGAAUGCCUUGGACAGAGCGGAGCAGGCUGAGGCAGACAAGAAGGCAGCGGAGGACAGGAGCAAACAGCUCGAGGACGACUUGGCAGCGCUGCAGAAGAAGCUGAAGGCCACUGAGGAUGAGCUGGACAAGUACUCGGAGGCCCUUAAGGAUGCCCAAGAGAAGCUGGAACUGGCCGAGAAAAAGGCCACGGAUGCUGAAGGUGAGGUAGCUUCCUUGAAUAGACGCAUUCAGCUGGUUGAGGAGGAGUUGGAUCGUGCCCAGGAGCGUCUGGCCACUGCCCUGCAGAAGCUGGAGGAGGCUGAGAAGGCUGCUGAUGAGAGUGAGAGAGGCAUGAAAGUCAUUGAGAACAGAGCAACCAAGGACGAGGAGAAGCUUGAGAUCCAGGAGAUCCAGCUGAAGGAGGCCAAACACAUUGCUGAGGAGGCUGACCGCAAAUAUGAAGAGGUGGCCCGUAAGCUGGUAAUCAUUGAGGGUGAUCUGGAGCGUACUGAAGAGCGUGCUGAGCUGUCUGAAGGAAAAUGUUCUGAGCUUGAGGAAGAGUUGAAAACUGUGACCAACAACCUGAAGUCACUGGAAGCCCAGGCUGAGAAGUACUCACAGAAGGAAGACAAAUAUGAGGAGGAGAUCAAAGUUCUCACUGAUAAACUGAAGGAGGCUGAGACUCGUGCUGAGUUUGCUGAGAGAACAGUAGCCAAGCUUGAGAAGACCAUUGAUGACCUUGAAGAUGAGUUGUAUGCCCAGAAACUGAAGUACAAGGCAAUCAGCGAGGAGCUGGACCACGCUCUCAAUGACAUGACAUCCAUAUAAACUGUUUACUCCGCUUCUCAUCAAAGACGUCUCCUGCCAGAUGAGUGGCAGCACUCUGCGCCCUUUGGUUCUCAACGUAGCCCUUCUGCCUUUGCUCUUUCUCGUGUCACAACUCCACCAGAACCUAGCUGUCAACUGUUUCUAGCUAGUCUCUUGUACAGAACCUUUGAGUCAUUUUACUUUAUGUAAAAAAUAAACUUCCAUCUAUGUAAGCUGUACAUCUC